AUGAAUUCAGAUAAAGAGCUUGAAACAAUUCUCCAGGAAGCCAAAGCAAACUACCAAAAACGAAUUUCUUCAGUAAGAAAUUCUUUAAAAUCAGUCUAUGACGAUACUCAUGCUGAUGCGCUUUUUGAUACUUUAAAAGCAAAUGCAUUAACUGAAAGAUCAAUCCCUCCACGCCCAUCUUCAAGGGCUUCUGAAAGGUCACCUCAUUUAUCGUUAACUAAUAGAUCCAGAGAUAUCAGCCCUUUAAUUAGCAAGUCGAAUUCUGAAGAAAUUUUUCAGCUGCAGAGCUUGCUUGAAAAAGAGCGAAGAUCUCGAUAUGAAGAUCAAAAGAAAAUAUACUGUUUUAUAAUAAAUAUGUUGGCAUUAGCGCUAGGGUAGAUUACCCUUAUGUAUUUAUCGUAAAAAGUAUAUAAAGAAUUUCAUUGAAUUUAAACAAGCAAAAUUUUUAUAAGAAAUUAAUAUUAGCAGAUAAUAUAGUUUUUGGCAAUUUAAUUAAAUAUAAUAUAAAACUUUUGAAAGAAGAAAUAGAUGAUAUGAAAAAUUCUAUGAAAACUCUGCAAGGGCAUUUAGGAAAAGUAAGCGAAGAAUACGAAAAUUCAUUAAGAAAUAAGUCAGAUGAAGCUAAAGAAUUCCUAAAGCAAAGCCAAAUCGAAAUCGCGAAGCUAAAAAGCGCUUUAGAGGUCACUGAAAAUGACGGUCUGCAGAAUUUCCAAGAAAUUGAUUAUUUUAGAAAAAAAUCAAUAGAAAACCAAAAAUUAAUUCAGGACUUGCAAGACCAAUUGAAAUUUUCACAGAAAAAUGCGACAGAUUUAGAAGCAAGGUCAGAGAAAUGGAAAAUGAGCUAUCAAGAAUCCGAAAGAGCGAAUUCCGAGCUAAGGGACAAGCUUAGAGACGCAUCAUUCAAUAUCUAUAAUCUUACAGAUGAAAAUAUGAACCUUAAAGACAAAUUGAAAGAAAAAGAUAAAGCCAUCAGUAGCUUAAAGCUUCAAAUGGAAUAUUCAGCCCAAAAUGAAAUAGAAAAUGUCAAAAAAGAAGCCGAAUAUUGGCAGAAUUUAUGCAAUGAUCGCCAAAUCACUAUAGAAGAGCUAAAAAAUCUCCAGGAAGAGCUAGAAAAUAAGCUUAAUGAAGUAGAAAGGAAAAAUGAGCAAGAAAAACAGCAGCUGAUAAAGCAAUUAAAAGAAAUAAAUCUCAGCAACUUAGAAACUGAAGAAAAAAUUAUGAGUGAAAAUUUCGAAAAAAUUAAUGAAUUGAAGGAGCAAUAUGAUAAAGAUAUAGAAAAGCUUAAAAAAGAAUACGAAAAAGAACUGGAAAUAAAAAUGAAUGACGUACAAAGUGAAAUUGAUAUGCUGAGAGAAAGGGAAGAAUAUGCCAAAAGCAUUUAUGAAAAUAAAAUUAAAAAUCUUGAAGAUGAUAUUGAAAAUAAUUUUAUCAGCCGAGGACUGCUGGACCAGAUAAUUGGAGAAAAGCUGUCAGACCAAAGGGAGUUUUAUGAAAAAAGGAUGGACGAUAGAGAAAAAGAGCUGGAAAUUGACCAGGAAAAAAUAAUUGGAAAAAUAAAAGCAUCACAUAAAAACGAACUAGAAAAUAUUUUGAAAAAAAUGGAUGAAAUCGAAAUAGAAAAUGAAGAACUCAAUGAACAAAUUUUAAAGGUAAAAUUCGAGCUGAAAAGCGAAAAAGCAAAAAAUUCCCAGCUUGAAGUAAAAAUGUCACAAACCCAAAAUGAUAUCGAAACUUUACAGGAAACUAAGGUGCACUUUUUUAAACAAAUGGAAGACGUCAAUGUUGAUAUGUUUAAGCUUACAAAAGAGGUGGAAAAUUUAAAGAUCGAGAAAAAAAGAUAUGAAAAUUUAUAUGAAGUCGAAGUUUCUAACUCAUUAUAAAUCCCAAUUAUUUUAUAUUUUUAUUUUUUUAAAUUUUGAAAAAAAAUAAUUCCAAAGGAAUAAGCAAGAAGAAAUAAGCCAAAAAUUGCAGGAACAAUCUGAGGAAUUAUAUAAAAGAAUUGACUCUGAAAGAGCUCAAAGAAGAGCUGCAGAAAAAGAACUCUUAAACGCAGAAGAAAACGCCAAAGCUUUGAAAAUUGAAAUAUUAAAACUCAAUGAAGUCAAAAGUAUUUUAGAAUCUGAAAAUGAAAGCCUCCGGCUAAAAUCAAAUAAGCGAGAAGACGAUUUUAAACGGGAAAAAGCUACCAAUGAUACCAAAAUAAAAGAACUUGCAAUGGCUCUUGAAAUAAAUAAAGGCUCUAUUCUUGAAUAUGAAAAACAAAUUAUCAGCUUAAAUAAUGAAUUAAAAUACUAUAAAAGCUCAGAAAUAAAAAUCAACGAAAAUAUCAAAAUAUAUCAAGCUGAAUUAGAAGCGUCUCUGCUUAAAAUACGAUCCCAAGACGAUGAAAUAAAUUCAUGAAAAUACAAAAAUAAUUUACUCACUGACUCCAUAGAAAAGCUCAAAGGAAAACUCGAAAAUACCCAAGACCGAUUUCGAGACUGCAUAAAAAUUCAGCGCGAUCGCUAUAAAAAUCAACUAAACAUUCUCAGUCAAUGGGUCUAUGACCAACUAUUAAAUUUCAAAAAAUACAUGCAAGCGGCCUUAUCAGAGAUUUCUAAUAUAACAGCACUAGAAACUUCUAAAAGGCUGAAGCUUUUCAGAGAGGAAUUUUCUAAUAAAGAGCUUAAGUUUAAACAAGUCUACCAAGAAAUGAACAACAAUAAGCGGGAAUUUGUUAAUAAAAUAAAAGAUCUGUGUGAAGAAAAUUCAAAAUUAAAAAUCGCUUUAUCAGACCAAGACCGUGACUUGAAAAUGAAGGACGCUAAAAUUAAGCUUUAUGAAGAAAAUUUUGAAGAAAUUGGGAUAACGGCGGAAAAAGAGCAAAAUAACAUGAGGGCGCUAUUGCUGAAAAGGGAAAAUGAGCUAAAAGAAAUUAUUCAGUCUAAGGCUGAGUUAAAAGGAACGAUUGAAAUCCAGCAGAAUAAAAUAGAAAAAUUAAAAAAUGCUUUGAAGGCUCAAGCUAGUCAUAUAAUUGAAUUAGAAAGUUCUAUACAAAAAGAUUAUGAUAAGACAGCUGAAGAAAUUUAUACAUUGAAAGGGAUUUUUAAAGAAGAGUUUGAGCAUAUGAAGCUGAUGCUGACAAUGGAAAAUCAGAAAAAAGAUACAAAUUUGCAGCAGGCUUUAAUCGAUGCUGAAGAAUAUAAAUUAAAUUAAUUAAGAGUCUUACCAUUUUCCAGAUUUGAUACCUCCAGAUGCCUUCGAUCAACGCCAACCUGCUUGCCGGGCGGAAAUUCAGCCGCUAUUUGGAACAGUGAUCUCCUUUAGGAGCAGGGUUUGCACUGUGAUCCCCAAGAGUCUGGACAGGUUAGGAAGACACCCUUCGGCACAUCAUUAGGUGGUUGGAGGUAAAGGUUAGCUCAAUGCCUCCUUCCGGUGAUACCUAGUAAAAAAGAUUCACUGCCCUCCGAAGCCGGCAGGGACCAUCCGAAUAAUUAAUACCUAUACUGGAAUGGCCGCCAGCUGAUUUCCAAGGUUUGCCCAUAUAUAUGGCCGCUCUAGGCAAGCUAAGGGUUAGGAUUAAAGGGUCUAAACCUUAGUUUAGGCCAUAGAGCCAUUUUGGCUCCCAAACUGGUGUGUCAUCGGCAAGGAAAUAUUUCUCCACCAUAUUAAUUAUGAAGAAUGUAAAGGGAGGCUUGCUAAACUUGAGUCAGAGACUUUGGAUCAGGAUUUAUAUUGCAAUGAAUUAAAUUUUAAAGAAAUUUUUUUUUUAGAAAUCAUAAGCUAAAAUAAUUUAUUGUAGAAUUUAUGACUUUUUGGUAUAAAAUCAAAUGAUCAAAUAGAAAGCCUUCAAAACAGGCUAAGCCAAGUAUUAAAUGAGCUUAGAAAUGAAAAGAAGUCAUUAGAGCCAAGUAGGAGUUAA
Molecule: messenger RNA, 3901 nt
Organism: Blepharisma stoltei
Lineage: Eukaryota; Ciliophora; Heterotrichea; Heterotrichida; Blepharismidae
Source: the annotation of a GenBank genome assembly